Molecule: messenger RNA, 669 nt
Organism: Pedinophyceae sp. YPF-701
Lineage: Eukaryota; Viridiplantae; Chlorophyta; Pedinophyceae
Source: the annotation of a GenBank genome assembly
AUGGCGUCGAAGUGUGCCAGUCGGUGCCCCGCGGGGCUGCAGUCCCACGCGGCGUGCAGGAUGCGUGCCCCGUCGCGGGUGCUGGCGGACGCCCCUCGCCGAGUCCCCCGUGGCGUGAGGCCGGUUCGGCGAAGCCUGGUGGCGCAGUGCGCAGCUGGAUGGAAGACGGUGGACGUUGAGGCUGGUAAGGUGAUGCUGGACAGGGAGCGGUAUCUGUUUUUGGACGUUCGGAGCGAGCGAGCCUAUGACGAGGAGCAUCUCACCAAGCCACCGCGGUGCACGGUGAACGCUCCGAUCUACGCCAAGGGCGAGGAGGAGCAGAAGGUGCUGAACCCGAACUUCAUGAAGGCGGUCGCCGCGAAAGCCUCGCCGGCCACGAAGCUCCUCGUGGCGUGCGAAGACGGCACGCACGGAAGUGAAUCAGCGAUGCGCCUGCUGGGCGAGGCGGGGUACACCGCGGCCGUGCAGGUGGAGGGCGGGUACAGCGCAUGGACGCGGAUUUUCUCGACGAGCGGAAGGAGGAAGCCGCCCCCGGGUCGGUGGGUGGCGUCCGGCACGGAGGCGUUGAAGUCUGGUCUGAACAUCCCCGGGGUAGCUGAAUCUUACACCGAGGGCGGGGACCUCGAGCAGGCGCGUUGGGUGCCGCGUCCUGGCGAGGAGAAGCAGUGA